Messenger RNA from Coffea arabica (coffee), 2185 nucleotides. RefSeq lists its product as uncharacterized. NCBI's taxonomy places the organism in Eukaryota, Viridiplantae, Streptophyta, Magnoliopsida, Gentianales, Rubiaceae. The record is from RefSeq and is a predicted model, not a curated record.
CCACAAGCCAAUGUGAGAACUAAAACAAUCCACUACGAGAAGUGAACUCUAUCUCUACUUUCCUCAAUAUGGCUGAAGAAGCCGACCAGCGCUAAAAUUAUUAGCAAAUCUCUCUCCCUCUGGCCAAACUGGUUCGGCUAAGAAAGCUGCGAGAAUUCAUAGGCCGCCUCAAAGACAAUGCUUCACUAAUCAUUCUCACCGUCAAGUGAUCAUUCUACACAGGUCUUGGAAAAGCUCUGCUUCCAAUGAUUAGGUGCAGAAAUUUUGUUCAAGGAAAUUAUGUCCUUUGAGAACUAGCAUCAUUGUUUGGUCCCAGACAUGGCAGCCCUCCAACCACCUGCUGGGGGGCAAGUUCCGCAUUCUCCAAUCUUUCUUCGGAAGUCGUUUGCUGAUCUAUUCUCGGAUAAAUCUUCCACACCGUCAUUUUCUGUCCAGGCCACUCCAUCCAUGCACAAGGGUGAACCUGCUAUUUUGUUCUCACAAGAUGCCUUAGACAAAUUGGCGACUCCUUACAGAUUUGCGCUAGUGGGCAAGUUCUCCAGGGGCGGCCAAAACUGGAGGACAUUAGAACUUUUCUUCUCAAGCUGGAUUUGCGCGAGGCAGUCACGGUUGGGCUGCUCGACCCACGACAUGUGUUGUUACGUUUUCAUAAUGAAGCUGAUUUUCAUAGAUGUUGGUCUCGGGGGAUCUAGUAUGUCCAUGCAUCCCCUAUGCGAGUCUUCAAAUGGUCGCCUGCUUUCCAUGUUGAUCGAGAACCGUCAAUAGUUCCGAUGUGGUUUCAACUGCCUAAACUUCCAUUACAUUUGUUCCACAAGGAGGCACUGUUUCAAGUUGUGGGAGUGCUCGGCAUUCCAUUGCUGAUCGAUGCAGCGACUGUGGCCGUUUCUAGACCAAGCGUUGCAAGGGUCUGUGUUGAAGUUGACUUAUUGAAGCCGUGGCCUUCGAGAAUCUGGAUUGGAAAUGGUGCGCACGAAGGCUUUUGGCAGGAGCUUGUACCAGAGAACAUCCCUAGAUACUGCUCUCAUUGCUAUCGCCAGGGACACAUGGUGGAUGAAUGCCAUGUACUGAAUCCGUCAUUGCGGACAAAGGAGACAGGAGGAGAGAUGCAAGAACCUGGGCAUCCUCCUAGAGUGGGUUUUGGUACCAAACAGUGGGUUGAGGUUCAAGACAAGGAGACGGCACAAAAUUUGAUGGCAGAGGGUGGCACGCCCGUGCAGCCGGUUGUUGCCAUGGAUCACGCACGGAGCACAGGAAAGGAAGUUGCUAAUCUGGGCAAUAUCCCGGAACCUGCGGCUGUGGAAACGCAGGCAGUGGAUGAGGCGCUGCCUCCUCCACCUAAUUCAUCUGUGGCUAUGGUGCCGGAGGAUGGAGCAGAUGCUGGAUUGCAGAUUUCGACUUCGAAUCCACUCGAGGAGUGAAAAUUCACUGAUCCGGGGUCUGACGAUGACCAUUCCAUUCAUCCAGCUAAUGGCACAUUCACAGAGGCUGCAUCGGAAGAUAAGGCGAUAGAGGCUAGUGACUACUCACAGAAAGUUAAUGGAAUUACGUCUGCUGUGGUAAACGGUUCGUUCUCGAAGAUAGACCAAGUUCAUGACCCACGUGAUAUAGUGUCAGGUGGAGACCCAACCCUUGUGGGUACAAGUACAAGAACAGAAACGAAAUCCUCUUUGCCUCAAAAUCCAGUGCCACAAUUUAAAGAUGUGUUCGAAGAGAUUAAAUGGGAGAAAUUACAUGGUACGGUUCCCCGACCACAUCAAAUGCUUUUUAUUCGUUCAAGUACAACAUGCAAUGACGACAAAAAUGAAGAAGAUGAAGAUGAUUCACAAUGCCAAAAAGACAAAGAUCAAGACCAGAACCUAGUUCAAGAGCAAUUUACCCGAGUGAUUUCAAAGAAAUCGAGAAAACAGCUUUCAAAAAAAGGUAAAACAAUGCAAACAUGUCAAGAUGUUAAACCAAAUUCCCAUGCUCACUCGCAGUCACACAAAUGUGGGGCACCCUCAUGUGGAUGAUUUCUUUUGAUUGAUCUGUUAUGUCUUUAGAAUUCCUUCAUAUGUGAGUUUUAUUUUUUUUUUAUCAUUACAUGUUUCUUUUCCUUUAACAGAGGUUAGGUUUGGCCCCCCUCUAAAUCGGUGUAUUUUUUUGGUUAUAAAUAAAUUAAGGGAUGGCAUCCCUAUUAAAUUAAAAA